This is a messenger RNA of Ziziphus jujuba (common jujube), 1822 nucleotides long. Its product is annotated as cytochrome P450 71AP13-like. The transcript is spliced from 2 exons. NCBI's taxonomy places the organism in Eukaryota, Viridiplantae, Streptophyta, Magnoliopsida, Rosales, Rhamnaceae. Gene Ontology annotation, molecular function: oxidoreductase activity, acting on paired donors, with incorporation or reduction of molecular oxygen; heme binding; iron ion binding. The record is from RefSeq and is a predicted model, not a curated record. Bases 138 to 1652 code for a protein of 504 amino acids.
GAUUAUUUGUAUGUAAAAAGACCUUGAUAUAGGGCAAGUCCAUGAAUAAAAAAGAAACACAGAUGAAGACUAGCAAGGAUAGAUCCGGAUGAAUAUAGAUAAGAGAGAUGCAUUGAGUUUUGUUUUAGAGAAAUCUAAUGGCUUUCCUUCAAUGGCUAAUGGAACCCAUCUUUCUGUUUUCAUUGCUUUUCAUUUUAGUGUUGCUGAAGUUCAUCUUUAAGGAUAAGUCAACAAAAAGACAACUUAAUCUCCCACCAACCCCUUCAAAACUACCAAUAAUUGGUAAUCUUCACCAGCUUAGCAGCAUGCCUCUCCUCUCUCUCUGCAGACUGGCAGAAAAAUACGGUCCAAUAUUUUUCUUACAGCUCGGUCAGAUCCCAACUGUGGUGGUUUCAUCAGCUAGACUGGCCAAGGAGGUAUUGAAAACCCAUGACCUUGCUCUAUGUAGCCGUCCACAAAUCUUUUCUGCCAAACAUCUCUUAUACAAUUGCACUGAUCUUGGUUUCUCACCUCAUGGUGCUUACUGGAGGCAUGUUCGGAAAAUUUGGACACAUGAGCUAUUAAGUGUUAAACGAGUCCAAUCAUAUGGCUUUGUUAGAGAAGAAGAAGUUGCUCGUAUGGUUCGUCGGAUUGCAGAGUCUUAUCCCGGUACCACCAAUCUGUCUAAGAUGCUUGGAAUGUACGCAAACAAUGUCCUUUGCCGGGUAGCAUUGGGAAGGGACUUCUCGGAAGAAGGAGAGUACGACAAGCAUGGGUUCCAAAAGAUGCUGCAGGAAUUUCAAGAAUUGCUUGGAGGAUUCAGUCUUGGAGAUUUCUUCCCUUCAAUGGAGUUUAUACACAGUUUAACAGGAAUAAAAUCGAGACUACAGGAAACCUUUCGACAAUUUGAUCAUCUUUUUGACCAGAUUGUGAAUGAACACCUCAACCCCAUGAGAGAAAACGAUGACCAUAAGGACCUUGUGGAUGUUUUACUUGAUAUACAGAAGAAUGGUUCACUUGAAAUGCCCCUCACCAUGGAUAAUGUUAAAGCUAGCAUCUUGGACAUGUUUGCAGCAGGAACUGACACGAUUUUCAUCACCCUUGACUGGGGAAUGACAGAGCUCAUUAUGAAUCCUAGAGUCAUGGAAAGAGCACAAGCAGAGGUAAGAAGAGUUGUCAGAGAGAGAAGAGUAGUGCUAGAGAGUGACUUGCCUCAAAUGCACUACAUGAAAGCUGUCAUCAAAGAAAUCUUUCGCUUGCAUCCUCCUGCUCCAGUAUUGCUACCAAGAGAAUCCAUGGAACAUGUAAUUAUUGAUGGGUACGAUAUUCCAGCCAAAACUCGAAUACUUGUCAAUGCCUGGGCAAUAGGAAGGGACCAAGAAAGUUGGGAAAAUCCAGAAACAUUUGAACCAGAAAGAUUUAUGGGCAGCACCAUUGAUUUCAAAGGGCAUGAUUUUGAGCUGAUACCUUUUGGGGCUGGUAGAAGAGGCUGCCCUGCUAUUACAUUUGGAACUGCAAGUAUUGAGCUUGCACUGGCUCAACUUCUCCAUAGCUUUGAUUGGGAGCUUCCCCUUGGUGUUACAACUAAAGAUUUGGAUAUGACAGAAGUUUUUGGCAUUACCAUGCACAGGAUAGCCGAUGUGAUUGUGCUAGCCAAACCACACUUUUCCUAAUAAGGUAUGGAAUCAACAGAUGUAUAAUAGAUGAAAGAGUACUACCACCCUAGUCUGUUCUAAUAAAUGAACAUACCGAAGACCAACUACAGUAGUAGAUCAUGAACUUCGGUCUCUCCUUGUGUACUUGCAAUGAUAUUACAGUUCUGUCAGUAAUUUCAGUGGUAACA